This is a messenger RNA of Diprion similis, 1793 nucleotides long. RefSeq names its product UDP-glucosyltransferase 2-like. The transcript is spliced from 4 exons. Bases 225 to 1778 code for a protein of 517 amino acids. The record is from RefSeq and is a predicted model, not a curated record. Gene Ontology annotation, molecular function: UDP-glycosyltransferase activity. Lineage: Eukaryota; Metazoa; Arthropoda; Insecta; Hymenoptera; Diprionidae.
CACUUGGCACCCGUCUAACGUAAACGGACGUCCUGCGUAUUGAGGUGUCGAAUUAUGAGAUUCAAACCUCAGUUCAACACUGACCAUUGGAUCAAACGGAGGUAUGAGUCCGUAUUCAAUUAGCAAAAUCCAAGCCGUGUAAAAUUUCGGUCAAUAGUUCGAAUGAUCAAGAAGUGAGUGGAAUUUUUUAAUUCGUUUGUGAACACGUAGCGUCAACUAUAAACAUGGACACUCGUACCAUUUUUAUAUUUUUGGCCGCCUGCUACAUGACAGAUGGAGCAAGGAUUCUUGGGGUGUUUCCAUAUCAGGGUCGAAGCCACAACAUUAUGUUUGAGCCUUUGAUGAUUGGUUUGGCACGUGCUGGGCAUACAGUUGACAUGAUCAGUCACUUUCCUCCAGAGAAACCAGUGCCGGGAUAUAAUCAUAUAAGCCUGAAAGGCUUACUGCCGACCUACGUAAAUAAUGUGACAGCGUCUCAUGCCCGUAAAGUAACGACGGUUGGCUACGGACUUAGCAGACUAUGUGCCUUGUUAUCGAAGCAACUAUGCAGCCUUCUGGAUACUCCUCAGAUGCAGAAUAUUCUCAAUACUGACGUCAAGUACGACUUGAUGGUCACAGAGGUCUUCUCAACCAAUUGUUUCCUCGCAGUGGCUUACAAAUUGAAGAUUCCAGUGGUUGGUGUCGGCAGCAGCGUGAUGUAUUCCUGGGGUUAUGAUCCUUUCCAUGGGGACGGCAAUCCCAGCUUCAUACCGUCGCAGUUGGGGGAAUUUACGAACGAGAUGAGCUUUAUCCAACGCGUCGAAAACACGAUGGUCCACUUUUACUCGAAGUACCUCUUUUAUUACUACGACAAAUCUGUGUCUGAAACAAUGGCUAAGAAGCAUGUUCCGGACCUGCCAUCGUUGAACGAAAUUUACAACAAUAUGAGCCUUCUGCUGGUCAACAGCCAUUACAGUGUCCACGGAGUGCGUCCAGGGAAUCCCGCCAUUGUCGAAGUGGCAGGUCUUCACAUCGACGAGACCCAAGUUCUUCCCAAGGAAUUGGACGUGUUUCUGAACUCCUCGAAAGACGGUGUCGUCUACUUUAGCAUGGGAACGAUGGUCAGGUCAGACACAUUUGAGCCUGAGAAGAUAUUUGCCCUCUACGAAUCCUUUUCGGAACUUUCGGAUUACAAGGUGCUCUGGAAGGGGAACGAGGAGGACCUGCCGAAGCCGUUACCAUCCAACGUGAAAGUAGUUAAAUGGGCCCCUCAGUAUGCAGUUUUGCGCCAUCCAAAAGUGAAAGCGUUCGUGACCCACGGAGGUUUAAUGGGAACCGUAGAGGCGAUCCAGGCCGGAGUUCCAAUGGUUGGACUGCCGUUCAUGGUGGAUCAGAGCUACAACAUAGCGAGUUACGUUAAGAAAGGUAUCGCCGUUCGUGUGAUCUACGAAGAUCUAACUAAGGAAAGUUUCUCACAUGCCUUGCGAGAGGUACUGAUGAACCCGAAGUACCAAUCCAACUCAAUGCGCACCGCAAGACUGUUUAAGGAUCGUCCACUGUCGCCAUUGGACGAGGCAAUUUUCUGGGUCGAAUAUGUCAUCCGCAAUGGCGGCGAGCCGCUUAAAUCGUCGGGCCGUCAUCUGAACUGGUUCCAGUAUUAUUUGUUAGAUGUUUUUCUAUUUUUACUUAAUGUAGCAGCGAUUGUUCUUGCCAUCGCUUACAUGAUUGUCAGAAAAACGCUUUCAGCUAUUGUUGGCACAAAAAGUCAUAAAAUUUCAAAUAAAAAAAAAAGUUCCUAAAAUAUGUGCGGUGAA